UGCUCAGAAGAGGAUAUUCUCAGUGUAGCUUGAGCUUCCAAUCCGUGAACAACGACGACACCGUGUGCUAGCUGCAUUGUUGGUUUUGCGGACUAUCACCACAUCGACGAGUGUUUUGUAAAGAGUGAACCAAUCAUCCAUCCACUAUCCUCUUUCAGUCGGAGGCCGCCCCGCGAACGUGGUGCACAUCCUCCUUCGCCGCAACCGUCACCACCACCACCACUACCAUCAUCAUCAUCAUCUGCAGGCCCCGCACCGUUUCAGUGAUUUUCAGUCGCGAGAACACCCCACCGUCUCAUGUUACGCGCACCUACUUAGAUCCUUUACUAUAUUUAAGUUGCGCUUCACUACUUUCGCUAUAUUAGUUUAAAAAGUUUUGCCCCCGUUGCACAUUUGAAUCGCCGCUCAAGAUAUUUAUAUUUGGAUUUAUUCGUUUAUUGUAUCUAUAUAUGGAAUCGGCACAUCGAACUUGUUGUUUGUAUAAAUAGAUAUAAGUGUUGAAAAAUCAUCAUGGUGUUGUAGUAAUUAGCAGCACAGUAUGGAAUAAUAGUGCAAAGGACAUAAAGUUGCGAUCGCUAGUGCACAUACACACACUCGCAUACGUACACUCUCAGACGUAUACGUACAUAUACAUAGAAGCGCGCAUAUACAUCAACACAGUAUUUAUAUAUAUAUAUUUGUACUCAUGCAAUCAAACAUACUGGCCAUGCACCAUAUUUUAGCCAAAAAUCAAAUCUUACUUAAACGUAAAGUUCAUAACAAGCAGAUGCAAGAAAUUCUGUAACUAGAAAUCAGUAGAAAACAAAUUGUUACAAUUGGAUUUUGCAAGAAGUAUAUGAAAGUGCGCAUGAGGGUGGGAUAUGCAGAAGGCAAGAACACUGUGCGUGGAAAAUUGGUGGUUUGUGUCGAUAAUGUGAUCCGCGUUGCAUCUGGAACCGUAAGCAGCGCGGACAAGAAGAUCAGAAGAAGAUGUCGCUGAAACAGGAGUUCCAACAGCUAGAGAAUAUUCGGCACUUGGACGCGGCCACAGUGAUCAAGUAUCGUACAAACAGAGCGCCCUGAGAGCCGUAAUUAAGGGAAACGAAACGGACACUCGCGAAGAACUUCCCUAGACAUGUAUAAAUUAUCGUACGAAAAAUGUGUAUGUUUUAUAUUUCUAGUGAUGGUAGUCAUUUUAAGUUGUUCUGGUUUCCGCAUAGAUAAAUUGGCAAUGACAGACAUUAGCAAAAGGAAUUCCUAUACCUCAUCGACUAGUUUAAAUUCCCAUUCAGAUUUCCUCAGUAGACUGGUACAAAAUAGUGGCUUUUCCGAUAGCGCGAAGCAUCAGAGGACUCCGGAAACAUCAUCAACUAAAGACAGAUACCUAGCUAAGAAAUAUUUUCAAAGACCACAUAGAAUUAGACACACCAAGAAACAACAUAAGCAGCAAGCAGCACUGUUCGAACCAGCACCAACGAGUCGGAUAGAUGCAAUCAUCAUUCCACCAUCGGUCGAAUUCGAUACCACUUUUCAAACGAACACGCGAUCAACAACACGCCCAAUGGCAAACGAACAAUUCGCCCAAAUUCCACCAACGGAUCUACUACGACCAGAGAGUCCGACCCCAGCAAUAAUAAUGCGAUCCCAAAGAUCACCCAACAAGCAUAAGAAUCAUCAUCAGCAACGAAACGCCAAAUUGCCUUGCCAGGAGCAAGAUGUCGCAAGGAAAGCUUACUUAGCCAACACAGUUGUACUCGCCAAAGCCGAAAGCAUGAGUUCUAAUCGUGUCCGAAACUAUUCAGUUUCCUUCAAAAUCGUGAAACGUUUCAAAAGUACUCAAUACGCGGUCGACGAUAAUAUAAGACUUACCUUCCUAAACGAGACGAAACGUAUGAACUGUGAAUCCGAACUCGAGGGUAGAAUGCACGUUAAAGCCCAAAUCCAGCAGUCCAAGGAAUACUAUCUUUUCCUCAACAGCCACGGAAAACACAACUACACCGUUCUGGGCAUGCCGGUUCUGAAGCGGAGAAGGAAGAACAAAGAGUUAGAUAGAAUUAUACAGAACAUUGCGAACAAAAAUUUUGAACCGAAAUUGAAAAAACCGAUUUUGAACGUAACUUCAACGAACGUACAGCCGAGAUCGAAGCUCCGGUUACAUUGCAAAGUUCGGGGAUACCCAAUUCCAGUAAUCUCAUGGAAGAAAAACGAGUCACUGUUAUAUAAUAACAACAACACUCGCAUCAUUUACUCAAAUAAAGGCACGGAUGUAAGUGAAUGGAGGAAAUCUACGUUAGUGAUACGAAAUGCACAGGAGAGAGAUUCAGGACGUUACCAAUGUGUGGCAACCGGAGUUAAGGGACAAUGGAUGGCUGCCCAAGAAGAUAUCCAAAUAUCUAAUAAUAGUAAUAAGCAUGGAGACGAAUGCAGCGAGGAAUUCAAGAAAGAUUUUUGUCAGAACGGAGGAACAUGCUUUUACACCUCCAAACUGAAAGAAGUGUCUUGCGCGUGUCCAGAUGGUUAUACAGGAAGAUAUUGUGAGAACAAGGCAGUAUCUCUACAUAUGGGCAUGAAUCAAACCACUGAACAGUAUCGAAUGACGGAUGCAGACAACUUUAAAAUUUAAACGUAUAUCUAUGUAAUAAUUUCUUUCCAAAAAUAUAUGGGGCAUUAUCAAAGCUUUUUCUUAAACAAUUAAAACCAAAGAUGAUUUGCAUAAUUAUGUAUAAAG
Molecule: messenger RNA, 2707 nt
Organism: Nicrophorus vespilloides
Lineage: Eukaryota; Metazoa; Arthropoda; Insecta; Coleoptera; Silphidae
Product: protein vein
Exons: 8
Coding region: 1115-2602 (495 amino acids)
Biological process (GO): homophilic cell-cell adhesion; axon guidance; dendrite self-avoidance
Cellular component (GO): neuronal cell body; plasma membrane; axon
Molecular function (GO): axon guidance receptor activity; cell-cell adhesion mediator activity
Source: RefSeq, a predicted model, not a curated record